Somion occarium is the source of this 443-nucleotide messenger RNA. Lineage: Eukaryota; Fungi; Basidiomycota; Agaricomycetes; Polyporales; Cerrenaceae. The record is from the annotation of a GenBank genome assembly.
AAGUCGCUGUCAAAGUUCAUUCAGAGGCAAGAUCAAAACGGUACUAUAUGUCAUUAAGACAGAAGCAGCUUUUUUCUUUAUUUUUGCUACAGCUGUUGUGUGGCCGUUCGAAAGGGGCGCAUGAAAACGAGGGAUGUAUCGCAGAGAGGUAUCAAUAAAUGCAAGGCUCAAGCGUCAAUUUUGCAGCUGGAUUCUACUAAUUUUUCUUGGAUGCACUACCUUCCACCAAGGUAUGCGCCGUCUAUACCUCUAUGGGAUUGUUUUCCCUUUAAAUCUCGGGUAAACCGCUCGCAACUCGGGAAAUCGCUCUGGAUACCACACACCUGGUCUAUGUCGAAUACAAUGGAGACCUCAUGCAGAAUAUCCGAGAUCCGUUUGUCGUAAGAGAAAUUUGUAUGUUAUUAGGGAUGAUCAAGCUCAAGAAAUACAACACUGUGUCUGCA